This is a messenger RNA of Vanrija pseudolonga, 189 nucleotides long. RefSeq lists its product as uncharacterized. The record is from RefSeq and is a predicted model, not a curated record. NCBI's taxonomy places the organism in Eukaryota, Fungi, Basidiomycota, Tremellomycetes, Trichosporonales, Trichosporonaceae. The transcript has 2 exons. Bases 1 to 189 code for a protein of 62 amino acids.
AUGUACGGCAGCGACGAGUUUGGCGGGGGGUUCGGCAGCGUGGGCGUCGUCGCCGCGCCGCAUCCCGGACCUUCGCCGUCCUUUAUGGUCUUUGACGCGCCGCGCGAGCGCGAGCGGCAUGCGCAAACACCGACGGAAGUGACGCACCGCCCGCUGCUGCUGCUGUUGUGGUGGUACGCGCCGGGAUAA